This is a messenger RNA of Nerophis lumbriciformis (worm pipefish), 2622 nucleotides long. Lineage: Eukaryota; Metazoa; Chordata; Actinopteri; Syngnathiformes; Syngnathidae. The record is from RefSeq and is a predicted model, not a curated record.
AUGUCAAGAGCACUGACUGUUAGACUAUUGCUGCUAUGGGGCAGCGCCUGCCUCUGGAUGUUCAGCCCGACUCUGGGUGAUUUUGUCAUCCCUGGACCAAGAGGUGCUGCCAAGAAAAGAAAUACUCCGGAUGCCACGGUGGAAGUGCACAGUGUGAAGGUGGACUGUGCUGUGACCUCUCGUUUUGCUCACACCGUCAUAACAUCAAUGACUUUGAACAAAGCCAACUUCUCCCAGGAAAUCUUUUUCGAAAUGGACCUCCCAAAGACAGCCUUUAUUACCAACUUCACCAUGGAAAUUGACGGUCAAGUUUAUGUUGGAGAGGUGAAGGAAAAAGAGAAAGCCAAGAAACAGUAUCAGAAGGCAGUGUCUUCAGGACGUACUGCUGGACUGGUCAAGGCUUCUGGGAGGAAGAUGGAGAAGUUUUCAGUGUCUGUCAACAUUGCAGCAAAAAGUAACGUUACUUUUGUUUUGACCCACGAGGAGCUCCUUCAGAGGAAACUGGGCAAUUAUGAGAUUAUGACCCGAUUGAAACUUAAACAACUGGUCCAGGACUUUCAGAUUGUCGCAAAUAUCUACGAACCUCAAGGUAUUUCUUACGUUGACGCCCAAGCAACAUUCCUGUCAAAUGAGCUGCUUCCCCUGGUGGAGAAAAUUGUUACAGAGAAGAAGGCACAUAUAGCUUUCUCACCAACUCUGGAACAACAGAGGACAUGUCCAAACUGUGAUGGAACACUGAUAAAUGGAGAUUUUGUCAUCAAAUAUGAUGUGAACCACGCAUCGAGCCUUGGGGACAUUCAGAUUGUCAAUGGAUACUUUGUGCAUUUUUUUGCACCAUCCAACCUGGAAAGAGUGCCAACAAAUGUAGUGUUUGUAAUUGAUCGAAGUGGCUCAAUGUCUGGAACGAAAAUGUUUCAGACACGAGUUGCAAUGCAAUCCAUCCUUGGGGAUCUGCAAGAGGAUGACUACUUUGCCAUUGUUCCAUUUGAUGACGAGAUUGAAUGUUGGAAGGAGAACCUGGCUAAAGCGACUAAGGAGAACUUGGCUGUGGCUGUAAAAUAUGCACAGGGGUUGACAAGCAGAGGAGGCACUAACAUAAGUGGUGGAUUGUUAAAAGGUGUGAACAUGCUGCUUAGAGACAAAGCACAGAAGACAAUCCCAGAAAGAAGUGUUGACAUGAUCAUUUUACUCACUGAUGGAAUGCCAAAUUAUGGUGAGACCAAUCCAAACAACAUAAAUGGCAUGCUACAUUCCGUCACUGGUGGAAACGUAUCUCUAUUUAGUCUUGGAUUUGGAGAUAAUGUGGAAUAUGGCUUCAUAGAUACACUGAGCCAACACAACAAGGGACUUGCUCGUAGAAUCUUUGAGGCCUCAGAUGCUGCUCUUCAACUGAAGGGCUUCUAUGAGGAGAUCUCCAGCCCAUUACUUUCUGAGGUGGACUUACGUUACCCCAGCAAUGCAGUGGACUUCCUUACCACUAACCACUUUAGCCAGUUAUUUAAUGGCUCUGAGAUUGUGGUGGCUGGUCGGUUGAUAGACAAUAACAUGGACAACUUCCUAGUGGAAGUGUUUGGCCAGGGGUUUGAGGAGGACUUCAAAGUGCAGGGCCAGACCAGUGCUCUGGACUGGGGCACUAUUUACCCCGAUGAAGGCUACAUCUUUGGGGAUUUCACAGAGCGUCUAUGGGCUUAUCUCACAAUUCAGCAGCUAAUAGAGAAGAGCAAGACUGGUAGCAGUGAUGAUAAAGCCAAUGCCACAGCCAAGGCCUUGGAGAUGUCCCUGAAAUACAGCUUUGUCACUCCUCUCACCUCCAUGGUGGUCACCAAGCCUGAGACUGAGGACGGAAAAAACAGCACUCUCAUUGCUGAUAAACUGACUGAGGUGGAUGGAGAUCCUCAUUUCAUCAUAGAGCUCCCGGAUAGAGACGAUGCCUUAUGCUUUAAUAUUAAUGACAAACCGGGAACUAUUUUCACACUGGUUAAAGACACAAAGUCAGGUAUUUUGGUGAAUGGCCAGAUCAUAGGAGACAAGCAAAUUCCUCCUGAUGGUAAAAUGUACACCUAUUUUUGGCGAUUUGGCAUUAUUCAGCGAACUUUAGGAGUGCGAUUGGAGGUGAGCACAAAGGGCAUUGUAGGGUUCCAGGAUGGCAAGAGGCUCAAGUUACGAUGGUCCAACUCCACUACCAUCAAAGGAGACAGCAUGGACAUUCUCUUGACCAAGGACCGCAGCCUCACAAUAACUCUAAAAGAUUCAGUCAAGUUUGUGAUUGUGUUACACAAAGUGUGGAAGAACCACCCAUACCACAGGGAUUAUUUGGGUUUUUACACACUGGACACCCACAUCCUGUCACCUUCUGUUCACGGCCUACUAGGUCAAUUCUACCACGGUAUUCAAUAUGAGGUCACAGACCUGCGUCCCGGAGAAGUCCCAGAGAAACCAGAUGCCACUAUGUACGUCAAGGGACAAGAGCUCAAUGUGACCAGGGGCUGGCAAAGAGACUUCAGAAGAGAUGUAAAAAAUGGAGAGAAUGUUCCCUGCUGGUUCAUUCAUAAUAAUGGGACAGGCCUCAUUGAUGGACAUGCCUCAGACUACAUUGUGUCUGGUCUCUUCAAAAGUGUUUAG